AUGGGCAGCUCUGACUCCAAACCCCAGCGUGCCAGAUCGGACUGCACUGAGAUUAAGAGGCUCCUGCCAGAGUCACGCAGCGGAGUUUAUAUGAUCCAUCCUGUGGCAAGCAGAAUCCCCUUCAAGGUGUACUGUGAGAUGAGCGCCGAUGGCGGCUGGACGGUGAUUCAGAAACGCACUGGAGCUGCAGUUUCUUUUGAACAAAACUGGGCUUCAUAUGAACACGGCUUUGGUCACCUGACGUGGGACCACUGGCUUGGCUUGAGGAAGAUUUACUGGCUGACCCAUGGCAGGAGCAACAUGUUGAGGGUGGACCUGUGGGACCAUGAGAGGAAAACUGCUUAUGCCCAGUAUGAGAAGUUCAAUUUGGGGAGUCCAAGUACGGCUUAUAAACUCCGUAUCAAGGGAUACUCAGGAACUGCAGGUGAUGCCAUCCGUGGCACCAACUCUGAAGGAGACCAAACUGGCUUUGGCUUCAGCACGUUCGACAGGGACAAUGACGGCUGCAACUAUUGCAUCCCCUUCGGUGGCAUUGCUUCUUCACGAUGUGCCGAUCACCCUGGUGGCGGCUGGUGGUUCAGCGACUGCGGCGCCGCUCAUCUCAACGGUCCUUUCUAUGCUGACAGCGGCCACUCAGGCCUCAGGUGGAGCACCUGGAGAGGCCAUCACCCAAUCAAGGCCUCCAGAAUGAUGAUAAAAUCUUUGUAA
Molecule: messenger RNA, 708 nt
Organism: Salarias fasciatus (jewelled blenny)
Lineage: Eukaryota; Metazoa; Chordata; Actinopteri; Blenniiformes; Blenniidae
Product: angiopoietin-4-like
Exons: 5
Coding region: 1-708 (235 amino acids)
Biological process (GO): negative regulation of T cell activation; regulation of immune response
Source: RefSeq, a predicted model, not a curated record